AUAAAAUAAAUAAUAUAUGAUCGAGGCCACGACAAUUGUGUCUCUCUCAUCCCACAUUCUCGUGUAUAUAUACAUAUGCUUGGCUUUUCCUUCUCUUUCACUUUAAUUUUCUACUCAUAUCCAUCAUUCCCUCUAGUCUCAAGAAAAAAAUCUCCAUCUCCUACAUACAACACUCACUUGGAUCUAAUAAUCUUCAAGGAGCUUCUCAGAUUUAGCUCUUAUGGAUCAUUUGUUACAACACCAGGAUGUCUUCAGCAAUUACAACAAAGCACGAGAUGCCAUGGGAGUAUCAAGUUCACCAAACCCAACCGAAGUAGAUCACAAUCAGAAAAAACCAUCUCCCGCGACUGGGGCGGCGAAGCCACAGCCACCCGAUCUAGCCCUGAGAUGUCCACGUUGCGACUCAACGAACACAAAGUUUUGCUACUACAACAACUACAGCCUCUCUCAGCCUCGCUACUUCUGCAAAUCAUGCCGGAGAUAUUGGACCAAAGGUGGGACACUAAGAAACAUUCCCGUCGGAGGCGGCUGUCGAAAAAACAAACGGUCCACAUCUUCGGCGACAAGAAGCCUCAGAACCACUCCAGAACCAGCGUUCUCGGCGGCGAGUUUCGGUGGGUUUGGUAACAAUGAACACACUGAUCUCAGCUUAGCAUUUGCCCUGCUGAACAAGCAACCUCAGGGGAGUUCUUCGCAUCUAGGGUUUCCUUCAGCAUUCGGUAACUCUAGCUCUCAUCAGUCUGACAUGGAGAGUGUGUUUGGAACAAGCCAGAAAAAUGAGAACGCUGGUUAUGCGUUUGGAAACGGGAGCAGCGGUUUGGAUAUGGCCAUGAGUGAUCCAAACAAGGUCUUAUGGGGGUUUCCAUGGCAGAUGAAUGGAGAGGGCUUUGGGAUGAUGAGCAUGGGAGGAGGAGGAGGUGGUCACGUAGAUCAAGUUGAUUCAGGAAGAGAGCUUUGGACCAAUAUGAACUAUAUUAACUCUGGUGCUUUAAUGUAGUUCAGAUUAAAACCUUAAUUUUAUUUGGUGUUUAAUUUAGGGUUUGGAGUUAAUAUUUAAUGGGAAAAAAAGAUGGGGG
Molecule: messenger RNA, 1076 nt
Organism: Brassica napus (rape)
Lineage: Eukaryota; Viridiplantae; Streptophyta; Magnoliopsida; Brassicales; Brassicaceae
Product: dof zinc finger protein DOF5.3-like
Exons: 2
Coding region: 221-997 (258 amino acids)
Biological process (GO): regulation of DNA-templated transcription
Molecular function (GO): DNA binding; DNA-binding transcription factor activity
Source: RefSeq, a predicted model, not a curated record